Messenger RNA from Pimephales promelas (fathead minnow), 2734 nucleotides. Lineage: Eukaryota; Metazoa; Chordata; Actinopteri; Cypriniformes; Leuciscidae. The record is from RefSeq and is a predicted model, not a curated record.
GCUAUGCUUUUGUACACAUGGAGAACAAGGAAGAUGCGCUGCAGGCUAUUGAGGCUUUGCACGGGACCUCUUUCAAAGGACGACCACUAUCCGUGGAGCUGUCCAAAGUUCAGCCAAGCAAACAGGCACCAACUGGGAAAAUCCCAUGUGUGAGCUGCGGAAAACAGGGUCACUAUGCAGGUGAAUGCCCCGCUGGAAAGCCCACCCUGGAGCAGUACCAGAGCCAAGCGGCCGUGUUAGCAGCCGCCGCUGCCGCCGCCGCCGGCCUCCCGCUACAGGUUCAGCAGAGCGUACACAAUUCGGUAUACAACACCUCAACUUUUGACCCCACCUAUGCUGCUUUGACUGGACUUACAGCUGCUGGUGCAAGAGCCGAAGGUGGAACCGCGGUGGCACCAGCCGUCUACGGAGCGCUAGCUAGUCAAGUGUACGGUACAGUGGCCAAUCAGCUCUAUGGUGGGACAGUUGCAAAUCAGGCACUCAACAACAGUGCUGCCGCUGCUGCCGCACAGAUGUAUGGCUCCGUUAACCCAGCUUUCUAUGGGCAGAUGACGAGUGGCGCAGUGGCAGCCGCCGCAGCAGCCGCCGCCGCAUACGGUCAACAGGUUUACACGCCCGCCAUGGCAAAUCAAGUGUUUCUAACCGCAGCACCGAGCAUGGAGGUACCAGGAGGUAACCCAGCUUAUACGGUAGCACCGGCUCUCUACAGCACGUCCCCGGCUUACGGGGCUCUUGGGGCAGCUGACACAGCAGCUUUCUUCGAGGCAGCAAGGGCACACUACUUUGCACAAGGACAGCAAGUGCUAGCUGAACAGCAACAGGCUAGCUCAAAGUCUGGCGAGAGGGACCGGAGUCCACUAAGAAGAUCUGCCCCACUUCUGCCUGACCCUGUUAUGAAACCAUUUAUGUACCAGAGGGCCAAGCGCCGAGCCUUGUUGCCCACACCUGCAGGUCGAGAGGAAGCCGCCGCACAGGAGGACGACCCUAUAGCCAGAUAUUACGCGGAAUACUACCAGCAGUACCAGCAGCUGCAGCAAUACCAACAAUACCAACAAUACCAGUACGCGUACCCACCUCCCAACCACCUUGCAGCAAUGUCCGCACUGCAGGCGUUGCCCGGUGUCCCGACUCAGCAGGUGGCAACGCUCGAGUCCCUCAGGCCAGUCCUGCCCGCCGCCUCCGUGCCUGCCAUCGCAAUGGCAACACCUCGCGUACUCGUAUGAAUCGGAGCCCCGAAAAGAAGCUAAAGGACUAGAGACUGAUCCCAAUCUCACCCCUGUCACUAUGGAUGGGGUAAGUCUGGGGGCAACCCCACUCUAUACCCCCCCACCCCCAGCUGCACACACCAUCCCAAACCCCUUCCCCAGGAGCAGCAAAAUCUUCAGCCCAGCUUUUGGUACUUUUUAACCACCCAUAGUCCCAUGCAGCUUCUUUAACAGGAGUGUGGCACGAUGAUGACUGUGCUUUCAUGACGCCAAGCAUACUGUAAAACAUGCUCAUGUGCGAGUGUCAGGAGGCACCCACACUUUAAAACCAUUUUACAAUUCCUUUUCUGGUAUUUGUACGUAAUUCAAGAUAAGGCUUCGCUCGCAUCUGCUUCCAUUGUGCAUGUUUCUUUUUUGAUUUCUUGUUUCAACCCCCCUCAAAAAAACAAACGCUUUCUGAUGUGACUGUUCCAACUUAACUAGGUCCCUAAGGAACUGUGGACACCAAACGCAGUGCUGGUUUGGGGGGAAGAAAGUUAGCGUCGCGCAAUGAACGAGAAGGUCUCUCUGACUCCAUUCAGCCACGUGAAGUGACGAGUCUUCUUUCCUAUACCAAAACAUGCCAAGACGUGUAGCAUCUUCACAUGCAUUGUCUCACACAUCUGCAUUGUUUUUUGUGUCUACGGAAGUAAGUCCAUAGUGGCUAUUUUCCUUUGGGAGGACUAGAUUACCUCAAUAAGGACUAGAUUACCUCAAUUUUAGAUCUUAUUCUGGAGGAUGAGGAACUGCCCAUUACCUGAAAUGAGAUAUAUCUGUUAUUCAUAGUCUAGAGAGUAACCACGAUACUCCCUAUGUCAGUGGUAUGAAGAUAUUUGACAUGCAGAUAUUUGUGGUUGACAGAUUUCUGUGAUGUCUGUGGCAUUCGUUAAUGAUGACAGGACAGAAGUCUGUGGCAGAUAGAUACCAAUCGGUGUUUGAGAAGAACUUUCCAUUCAGGAAUAUCAAAAGAAUCCCUCACCUUUCCAACAUACUCUUCCAGCUUAAGUCUCUUUGACUCUAGACUCCACAAUUUCCAGGGAUAACCGAAUGCUCUCUCCGUCUACUUUCUCCCUAGAUAUCGUCACCCUUUUUGCACAAACUUGGACGAUAACAAUAACACAACUUCUAGCGUUUGUUUGUGUCCCAUUUAUUUUUAGAAAGAGCUCCACUCCAGUAUUUUCCUUUGUUUUUUCCUUUUUAUUUUUAGGGAUCUUGUUUUUUAUCCCUUCAGAAGGACACCCCUACUGAGUGUAACUCCUGUACUCAUUUUUAUAACAUGUAUGAAACGAGAAUCAUUUCUAUUGCAGGUGAUAGGAUACGAGCUGGUCGUACUGUUUUUAUCACCUUCUAAUGAAUAUGUGCAUGACUUGUUAAUGUGUGUAUAUUGCAAAAACCUUGCGACUGGUAAAGUGUACUCUCCUACACCAGCUUCUGCAUGAACACUGAUUGGCAUCGCAUGCUUACUGCAAUAAACUAGUACUAUGACCGCA